AUGAUCAAGUUAGUAACGGCAUUGCUUGUCGUUGUGGCGCACGCUAGCGCAUUGGAUUAUGAUCAAAGUAAGCUUUAAUACAGCGUGAUAUAAAGCUCAAGCUUAUCCUUAACCUAGUUUUAUUUUAACCAUACCUUGGCCCUGCCAUAUCUCUACCCUAGCUUUACUGUAGCCUUACCUUAGCCCUGCGCUAGCCCCGUACUAGCCCUACCUUAGGCUUAGCUUUGCUCGACCUUAGAUAUUUGUUAUCCUAGUCGUAUCUUUGCCAACGUUGUAGCUGUAUUUAGCCUUACGCUGGCCCUACUUUACUCCCACCUUAGCUUUAUCUUAGCCUUACUUUGAAACUACCCUAGCCCUACCGUAGCACUAUCUUAGCUGUACCCUAAAGCCUUACUCCUGCUCUAGUCUAACCUUGACUUUAAAUUAGUGUUAUCUAGCUUUGCUCUUUACCUUAGCCUUAGUCAAGCCUUAUGCUUUUUCUCCCUAUCUCUACUCUAUCAUACACUUUUGCUUUUCUUGAGUUUUGUUUCAGCUCUACUGAGCUAUUGAGUUUGCUAGAUUUCGUCAAGUUAAAAUUAAAUUUUAAAAUUAUUUUAAAAUGUUUAUAACGUUUGAGGUAAUUUAGACGGUGGCAAAGUCAGUUUGACGAUUGGAGAAGCUGCUAAAAUCGACUUAAAAUUUCAAUUGUCCGUACGCACUAGUUCUCUUAUUGUAUUUGGCCCAGAGUGCAAAGAUGUUGGAAGUUGCACUAGAAAUGGACAUCCUUUCUAUGAUGCUGCGUAAGUUGCUGUAACACAGUUAUUGCUUUUCACACGUCUUAUGGCAAAAAUUGUUUAAUUUUUAAUUAAAAAAAUAUAUUACGAAUAAAAAAAAGCUCAUCAAUUAUAUUUAUCAAUAUAAUUUAGUAAGGACAAGCAUACUUUAACAGACGGUAAAGAUCAAUUAGACAUUUACAAAACAAAGACGGCCACCAAUGUCACAGUUAAUGUAAGUUUCAACUGGUAUAUUUGAACGGAUUAAUACAACUGCUUUAUUAAAAGAAGCAAAAUCUUUUUAACUUUGCCGUGUCAUUAUGUUUAUAUUAUAAUAGCACUAUGUUAAACUAUAAAAUAUCAAAUUUUACUUUAGAUUGGUGACAAAACAGUUCUACAUGACGUUAGCGUUAUAUUUGCGCCUGUUGAAGAAAAGACUAAAAACGAUACCUAUCUAUAUGACGCUCUUCUUGGUCUAGAAACAGGCAGUGGCUCGGCUUUUGAUAAACUUGUUUCUAGUUAUGACAAUAAACAUCUUCUUAUCGUGCCAAAAGACCAAGAUGUAAGUUUUUUUAAUUGUUUUAACGUUUCAAAUUACUUACAGUAAACUGAAAAAUAAUUAAAAUAUUCACUGUUGUAGGACAAAGACAGCAAGCCUCAAGCCUUGUUAGGCAGUGAGCCAAAAAAAGCUUGUGGCGAAUUCACACUAGUCGAUUCUACGACCAAUUUUUAG
Molecule: messenger RNA, 1485 nt
Organism: Bursaphelenchus okinawaensis
Lineage: Eukaryota; Metazoa; Nematoda; Chromadorea; Rhabditida; Aphelenchoididae
Source: the annotation of a GenBank genome assembly